AUGCACAUAAAGAAGAAGAACAAGGACCGACUCUACGUCUGCCUGUACGUCCGUGGCGGCAAGGCCAAGAUGCCAGGUGGCGAGGACAGAUUCCACUGGGCACUUGUUGUUGCGCCCAAGCACCAGCAGCACGACAUCUGCACCCGGUCGACCGUUGUCGGCCGCCGCUUCCACGCCAAGGAGGACAUGUCCCGCGUCCCCUACACGUGGACCGUGACGGCGGAGGACGAGCAGCUCGGCACACACCAGAGCGCACGCCUGCUGACGCGUGUCCUGGUCGGCAAGGUCGGCAACCGGACCGCAUUGGAGGCGACGUUGCGCGGCAUUCCCGUCCGGGACGGCCAGGCAGGCUACGACGGGUGGAACUGCGUGGCCUGGGUCGCGGAGGCGCUCGCGGCCCUGGGCGCGGACGGCAACGAUGCGCUCAGCGCGGCGAUGCUCGACUGGGAACGGGUGCGGCGCCAGGCGCUGUCGUACACGGACGGCAAGAUUGCCUCGCACCGGUUUGACGGCCAGCCGGCCGCCUACACGUUUGUCCAGGACGAGGUGCCGACGUACGACCUGAUGGUCGACAGAGAGGUGGUGCCCUGA
Messenger RNA from Sporothrix brasiliensis 5110, 591 nucleotides. RefSeq lists its product as uncharacterized. The coding region runs from base 1 to 591 and encodes 196 amino acids. The record is from RefSeq and is a predicted model, not a curated record. The transcript is spliced from 2 exons. Lineage: Eukaryota; Fungi; Ascomycota; Sordariomycetes; Ophiostomatales; Ophiostomataceae.